UUUGGCCAUCGAACGUCAAUGGCGGUGUUGAGAGCCCUGUGAAGGCUUCGGUUUCUGGAAAAAAUUCUUUUUCUAGCUGUUCUAGUGCGUUUUCAAUACCUUUUGCGACGAAAAUUCUUACAGUGACGGUUCUCCCGCCGUUUCACAUCGUAACAUUGUGGGUAAGACAAUUGUCUGUGAGUCGUGCGGAGAAAUCUUUGCGUGAGAAAAUAACCUCACUUUGAUCUGCCGGACUUUCGAAAAUCAUGUAUGAGGAAAAUUGGGACGAUGAAGAUGAGCCCUCCACCUCUAAACCAAUCAGCAAACCCCCAGUGAUGCCUAUGUUCAAAGGUCACAAGUACUACAAGUAUCCGGAGAAGAGUCGACAAAAUAAGGGACAAAAUCAGCAAAAUGAUGGUAAUGCUAACAAGAGGAAGCAGAAUUCUUUCAGGAAGCGCUUCGAGGAUGCUGGUCUCAUGUUGGACAUCUCCCCGACAAAGGACAGUCCGCCGCCGGCUAUGUCGCAGGACUUGAGGGAGUAUCUGGACACUAGGAAGCCCAAGCGCUCGCACUGUCCGACCAGGGAUGUUGAGAGUCUGCACAAGGAGCUGGCGGGUCUGAAGGAGAGCUAUGCGGCGUUUGAAAACUUCCCGGAAUCCCAUCCCAAGUACCAGGCGGAGUGGCGCACGUACUGGAAUCGCCGGUGCGAGGAGUUGACGCGCUUCGGCAUCGACACGGAGGACUAUGACUUCAAGCCGGAGUGGCUGGAGUUCUGGAAGAGGCGCCUAAAGGAGCUGUAUACGGAGGAGUCGGAGCACAUCCUCAAGGCCAUUCGGGAGGCGACGGAGCGUGAGCAGGAAGGUGAGAGUAGUUGGAGCAGUGAUGGUGAGCCGGAGAAAAAGAAGCCGCCGCCGCAGCAGCUGCAGCCAAAGAAGCCCUCAUUUCCCCCACUGCCGCCGCUGUCCACUUCAUCUAGACGAACCACACGAUCGCGAUCGCCGAAGAUCGAGCGCACGAUUGGCAUUCCGGUGGAGAUGCCCGAUGAGGUGCUCACGAUUACGUCGGCGAUGGAGACGAUCACGAAUCUGGAGGACGCGUUGAGUCGCAUCGGGCCGAAGGUGAUUGAUUUAGUCGGCAAGAGCAUGGCCAUGAUUGAGGGGAUUGAUUUGAACAACUUCAGUCGUUCGCGUGACGUGACAAGUGUGAAGGAUAAGCUGAACGGACAGAUGCUGCACACGAAGAUUCAGUCUGUGCUGAAGACAUUUGAGAACAUCACGCACAUUCUCAAGCAGAUGACGGAGUCGCCGAACCAUCAGACGCUGAGCGACAAGGCCAGGAGUCAGACUGACGAUCCGCUGGACACGAUGAAUGAUGAUGUGAAACACUGGAUGUCGAUGUUCACGGACGUGCUGGAUAAUCUGGAUGGCAAGAAUCCGGAUGGGCGACACUUUGGCGAGGGCAGCAGUGCUGCUGAGCAGCUGACGGACACAGAAAUUGAGGCGCUGCUGCAGAACUUUGACACACUGUCGGAGAAGGAGAAGAAUCACCUCAUCAUGUUCCUCAAGAGUCUCGAGAAGACAGACGAGGAGCGCGUGAAGCGCCUCAGGUACUUCUUCAAUGGCCAGGUGAAUCGGGCUCUUUCAGCCGCCCGCAGCUCGCCGUGCAGCAGUCGCCACAGGCGCGAGAGAUCGCGCUCGUCAUCGCGAUCGUACUCACGCUCGCGCUCCUGGUCGCGCCGGCCGUCUCGUGAGCGCUCACGUUCUAACUCACGACUGCGCCGGCGUCCACGAACGCCGUCGCCACUGCCGGAGAUCAUUGACAAUCUGCAGAUGCUGUAUCAGGAGCAGUUCAACGAUCCCUUCUACUCGGACGUGAUUGAGUCGCUGAAGCAGCCGCACUGGCGAGCGCCGCGCGAGGUGGAGCAGUUCCUCAAGGAGUGGCGCGGCAUGGCUCUGGACUCCGAUUCGGGGGCGCUGAAGGUGAAUGUGCGUGGAAACGAUGUGUACGUGAUUCCGGACAGGAUUAAGGUGGAUGUGAUUAUGGACUUCCACAGGAAGGCGACGCCCUCGGGCAAGAAAAUCUGUCGCACGCGCGCCGAGACAGUGUCAUUCGUGACGCGCUACUGCUUCAUCCCUGGAUUGCAGAAGAUUGUCAACCACACCGUGGACAAAUGCAAGUAUUGCAGAGGAGAGUGAAUCAUUGGCAGGUGAGCGGCGUGGAAUUAUUGUGUUGCAUUCUGAUUAUUCAAUACAGACAGAGAAUUUGAUAAAAAAAAUCGUUUCUCAGACUCAAUUCCUACGCAUUCUGCACUCUUUAUCUGCAGUUUAUCUAUUUUCCAAACAAUAUAAAAGACCUGAAAUGAUUAAGCCUGAUUCUCCACUUUUCGCUGAUGAUUUCCAGGAAAUUUACCAUUUCUUAAGUGUCGCAAUCUUGCAAUUUCAAAGUACAAACUCACAAUUUCACAACUCGCUGCUCAUGACGCAUUCAAAGCAUCUUCAUAGAGUUUUCCACGGAACAAAAAUUCGAUGUUCUUCGUGAAGUUCAGGAGUUUAUUGCGAAAA
This is a messenger RNA of Phlebotomus argentipes, 2540 nucleotides long. RefSeq lists its product as uncharacterized. The coding region runs from base 246 to 2174 and encodes 642 amino acids. The record is from RefSeq and is a predicted model, not a curated record. Lineage: Eukaryota; Metazoa; Arthropoda; Insecta; Diptera; Psychodidae. The transcript has 4 exons.